Amphimedon queenslandica is the source of this 3939-nucleotide messenger RNA. Its product is annotated as tripeptidyl-peptidase 2. NCBI's taxonomy places the organism in Eukaryota, Metazoa, Porifera, Demospongiae, Haplosclerida, Niphatidae. Gene Ontology annotation, molecular function: serine-type endopeptidase activity; tripeptidyl-peptidase activity. Gene Ontology annotation, cellular component: cytosol. Bases 32 to 3739 code for a protein of 1235 amino acids. Gene Ontology annotation, biological process: proteolysis. The transcript has 34 exons. The record is from RefSeq and is a predicted model, not a curated record.
ACAAUUUGGCUCAAGUCCCACCCAUUUUAAGAUGGCAUCCGAUGAGACGGACGAUCUAAAACCUUUUCCAGAGCACUGCCUGAUACCAAAGAAAGAGACUGGAGCUGAGAGGUUCCUCUCUCGUUUCCCUGAGCAUAACGGGAAGAAUGUGGUCAUUGCUAUACUGGAUACGGGAGUGGAUCCUGGCGCCCCUGGACUCAGUAAAACCCCGGAUGGUAAAUCAAAGAUACUGGGACUGUAUGACUCAAGUGGGAGUGGUGAUGUUGAUACCAGUGUGGUACGCACCACCACAAGAGAGAUCGGACGCGUUAUUGAUGGACUAACUGGAAGGAAAUUAAAAAUACCUAAUGGUUGGACUAACCCCAGUGGCAAGUGGCAUGUUGGGGUGAAAGCAGCUUUUGAGCUAUUUCCUAAUCUCCUCAAGACGAGACUCCAGAAAGAAUUUGUUGAGAAGGAAUGGAAUCCAGCUCAUUUACGUGCUCUAGCUGAGGCUGAGAGAGAAUUAAGAGACUUUGAGCUUCACAACAGAAUUGAUGGGAACAUAAAAAACAGAUUGAAGAAAGAGGAUCUCCAGGCUAGAGUUGACAUCCUAAACAGUUUAAAUUCAAAGAAUAACAUAGCAGGACCUUUCUAUGAUUGCAUUGUGUUUAAUGAUGGAUCCUAUUGGAAAGCUGCUAUUGAUACAACCAAAGAUGGCGAUCUUCGUGACAUUCCUUGUCUUUGCUCGUACAAAAUAGCACAGCAUUGGGUCAAGUUUGGAUAUAAUGAUAUGUUUAAUUAUUCAGUUAACGUCUAUGACAAUGGUAAUCUUCUGAGCAUUGUUACCACUGGAGGUUCUCACGGGACUCACGUGGCAUCAAUUGCAGCUGCUUAUUUCCCAUCAUCUCCUGAGAAGAAUGGUGUGGCCCCUGGGGCACAGAUCAUUGGUAUUAAAGUUGGUGACACUAGACUGAGUACAAUGGAGACUGGGCCAUCUCUUCUUAGAGCUUGCAACAUAUUAGCUGAGCUUCAUUGUGAUCUUAUCAAUUACAGUUAUGGCGAGGCAUCUCACUGGACCAAUAAAGGAGCUGUAUUAGAGGAAUUCAUAUCACUAGUUAGGAAGCACAAUGUUGUAUUUGUAACUAGUGCUGGCAACAAUGGACCAGGACUGAGUACUGUUGGGUGCCCUGGGGGAAACACUGAAGCACUCAUUGGCGUUGGUGCUUAUGUAUCUCCAGACAUGAUGGAAGGUACAUAUUCCAUGCUGAAAUCAAAACCAGGCAUACCUUACACAUGGAGCUCCAGAGGACCAGCUGCUGAUGGUGAUCUUGGUGUCUCAGUCACUGCUCCCGGCGGUGCAUUCACAUCAGUGCCAACGUGGACACUCCAGUGCAGUCAAAUGAUGAACGGUACCUCAAUGUCAUCUCCCAAUACUUGUGGAAACAUUGCUCUGCUAUUAUCAGCUAUUAAGUACAGGGGCUAUGACUAUACUCCAGCUCUUAUAAAGAGGGUCAUUGAAAAGACAGCAACUCCUUUAGGAUCUCACGAUCCCUUCUCCAUUGGACAUGGAGUUAUCCAGGUUGACAAAGCUUAUGAUUAUUUCAGAGAGAUUACUACACUACCAACCACCCCAGUUGAUUUUAGGGUAUCUGUCAGUGGUUUACAGGGACAGCAGUCAAAGUGUAGGGGUAUCUACUUGAGGGAGCCUCAUCAUUUCAAGCGAUCCACUCAUCACCUUGUCACAGUUGACCCUUGCUUCCCUGAGGACACCAGUGGUUGGAUUUUAGGCCCUCGUGAUAAAUUGGACUUUACCGAGAGGAUCACUCUUGUUCCUACGCAGCCAUGGGUCCACUCAUCCAAGCACAUUAUACUAGCAUCAUCAGGAAGACAGUUUAGUGUGACUAUUGAUGAGUCUGGUCUUGAACCAGGAGCUCAUUAUGCUGAAGUUCUUGGUUAUGGUUCCAGAGAAGACAAAGGCCCGUUGUUUAGAUUGCCAGUGACAGUUAUAAUGCCGACACCUUUAACAGACAAGUUUACUUUUGAUUGCCCUCAGCUCCAGUUAUCUCAUUCAACUAUUAAGAGAUAUUUCUUUCAUGUACCAACUGAAGCAACAUGGGCAGAAUUAAAGUUUACAAGCCACAAUGAAGUGACUCGCUCUAAGCUUUGGGUGCACACCAUUCACCUUUUGCCAGAGAAAGCUUACAGAGAGAAAGAAACCUUAGACUCCAUCAUACUAGAACCAGAAGCAAGCAACACGCUCAUCGUCCCAACUGUGGGUGGACAUACAAUGGAGCUGGUUGUGACCCAGUAUUGGACAGAGCUCCAUCCGCUGACUGUGUCUUUUAAUGUUUCAUUUCAUAGUCUGUGUCCCUCAUCCAAUAACUUUAUACUGCAUUCCAACACAUCAUGGACAAGACUUGAUGUGUCCUGCAAUUACAGACUAGAGGAGCUGUAUCCUGAAUUCAAACUAACUCACCACUGCCUAGCAAGACGGCCAACUGAAGCUGUUAUCAAGCCAUUGAGUAACACAAGGCAAGUUCUAAUAGAUGGUAAACAGAUUUAUGAACUAAGACUCACGUAUAACUUCUAUUUGAGUAAGACGUGUGAAGUGAGACCCAAUGCUCAUUUAUUGAGUGAUUUAUUGUAUGAGAGUCCUUUCUGUGGUCAGCUCUGGAUGGUUUAUAGCUCAAAUAAACAACUGAUGGGAUCUGGUGAUGCAUACCCUAAGAAUUACUCAGUCAAACUUGAUAAAGGGAACUAUACUGUUAUACUGCAGGUUCGUCAUGCUACCAGAUCAGAGUUGGAGUCACUCAAGGACCUGCCCAUCACCAUUGAGAUCAAGAUGCCUACUUACAUACUAGUGGAUAUUAGCCCAACACGCUGCGGUCAGACCAAGUGGGGAUCCACCAUAACAGCUAAGCCAGGCUCUACUCUACCCCUGUAUGUAUUUGGGCCUUCAGAUGACAGAGUAAGUAAGUCAGCUGGUCCUAACACCAGUCCUGGUGAUUUCUUGACUGGAACAUUCACUCUAUCAAAGAAUGACUUAGUCAAAAAGAAAGUAGUGUAUCCUGUUCAGUAUAUUCUUGGUCCUAAAGCUAGCAGAGGUAACUCUGGCCCUCCCAAGAAGAAGGAAAAGGAUUACGAGGGAGCUCUUAAAGAAUUUAGACUUCACUGGAUGAGCAAAGGGAAAGUUAGUCCUGCUGAGCUAGAGGAAGAAUUUGGUGAUGAUUUAGAGUUCCUGAUGGCUAGACUAACAAUGAUUGAAGCCGACAAAAAAAAUGUAUGGGGUGAGGAAGUUGCUACUAUAGUGAGCAAGAUCCAAUCACAGAUUAAUGUAGACGAGAUAUUGGCACAGCAAGGGACAAAGACUGACCUAUCACAAGAUGCCUCAGAGAGAUCAAGUACUCUUGAUAAGCAGAAGGCUACUCUUAUUGAAACAAGGAUGCUUGAGUCUUCUCUGUUAUUCAGACAGGAUCCUGUUAAUAUUAGUCACUUAUUAGUUAUUUAUACUGAACUGAACAAGCUAUUGGAUCAGAAGGACAGCAAGCUAAAAGGAUUCAAACUGAAGCUAAGUGAAUCCCUUGGUUUUCAUGGACUGACUGCAAAACUCAUUGAAGAGGAAAUGAAUGAUAAAGGACACAACAGAGUGUUUGAAGAGAAAUUAGUUAAAUUGUAUAGAAAGUUGGGCUGGGAGCAUGCAGCUGUGUUGACAGAAGGCUGGAUACCAAGAAAAUAUUCAAAUAAUUAUCAAAUAUUCUGAUGAUGAAGAAAAAUAACUAAUUUAUUAGAUGCUAAUAGGACAGAAUAAUAAUAUAUUAAUCUUCGUAUUAAGUUUUUAAAUAACUAUGAUUACAGUAUUACUAUGAUUACAGUUUUGUCUACCAAGCCACUGUUAGUUAAUGUCAUUAGCAUUGUUAUUGUUGUUAUUUUAAUAAUCAAGACUAUUGUUAAUCUUUUUAA